Aspergillus wentii DTO 134E9 is the source of this 2046-nucleotide messenger RNA. RefSeq names its product exocyst subunit EXO84. The transcript has 3 exons. Gene Ontology annotation, biological process: Golgi to plasma membrane transport; intracellular protein localization; exocytosis. The record is from RefSeq and is a predicted model, not a curated record. Gene Ontology annotation, cellular component: exocyst. Lineage: Eukaryota; Fungi; Ascomycota; Eurotiomycetes; Eurotiales; Aspergillaceae. Bases 1 to 2046 code for a protein of 681 amino acids.
AUGGAAGGCCGUGGCCUAACUCUCCGCAGCAAGUCGCGUCGUGCUCGACCCCAGAUCAGUGCUCCGAAACCCAUCUCCGGACCUCUCCCCUCGAACCACAAGUCGCCCGAUUCCAGCCAGAAGUCCGCGGCGUCGGGUUCCCGCGAGCGCCCUGCCACCAAUGAUGCAACUUCAGAUCUGGUGAAGCGCAGAUAUUCAACCCGGUUUAACCAGGUUCCCGAUUUCGAUGCCAGUGCCCCUCCGGUUCCUAGCCUUCCCCAGGUACCAGCCAAUUAUGGCGGCCUAGCCCCCCCUCCAACGGGCAGAAAGCAGUCUUCGGACUCUUCCCACCCCCCAAAGGUGGAUUUGAAUGCUUUGCGGGACCCUAGCUUACCAGUAGAUCGAUAUGUUGCUCAUCUUCUCGCAAAUGCCUCAGAAGAGGAAAUUCAAGACUACCAAACUAGCCUCCGGAAGGUUAAAAACAGGACGUCUACCGAUCUCCAGCAGAACGUAUACCAGAAUCGAACCCAGUUCAUCAAGAUCAGUAAAGAAGCGGAAAAGCUCAAGGGCGAAAUGCGGACUUUGCGCACUCUGAUGGCAGAGCUUACAACAGCCUUGGGGCAGACCGCAAUUGGAAACACACCGAAUCCCAUGUCCCCCACGAUAGAUGAGCGUCUUCCCAAGCGACACGCCAAUCGCAGCUCUGUCGCCAACUUGGAGAGCAUGUGGAAUGUUCAACUCCAAACUCUGUGGAAGACAGUGGAAGGGUCGCAGAAGUUCUUGCCUGCGGUAUCGGGUCGGCAUAUCGUGCUGGAGACUGGCAAUUGGGUUGAGCUGGACUCCGCGACCUGGAAACCGAGGCGGCCGGUUCACAUUGUGCUUUUGAAUGACCAUAUCUUGGUCGCGGCCAAGAAGCGGAAACGGGUAGACCCGAGUAACCACCGAGGCCCUGUCCCGACUAAGCUUGUGGCCGAAGAGUGUUGGCCCUUGCAAGAUAUCGACAUGAUUGAUCUUGGUGCCAAUCUUGGCACUGGCGUGGACCGCGAAGAGGCUGAAGAUCGUGGCAUCGCAAAUGCCAUCAAUAUCAGAGUGGGCUCUAAGCCAUUCACAUACCGUCAGGAUAGGAACAACCCCGUGAAGAACGAACUGUUAGGUACAUUUCGCAAAACGGUGGAAGACCUUCGACGUAAUCUCCGAUCCGAGACAGAAGCAGCUAGCAAGUCCAAUGACUCUUUCGGUUACCUAGGCGGGAGGCACUCGUCGUACUCACCCAAGCCAGAGACAUUCGAUAUCAAUGACAGCCUUCGCGAUAAACAUGAACUUCGUAUCGAUGUGGAUGGGAAGCAGCAAAAUCUUCGCUGGGUUGAAGGACAGGUAGAUGAGCUUGACAUUGAUAUCGCCCUUCAGCGAUUCGAAGAAGCUGUUGCUAGCAUUGAACGGCUCAGGAAGCUGGCCAAGGGCUUGAAAGGCAAUAUAGUCGCGCAGGACGUGAUAAACCUCAAGGUCGAUGAACGAGCAGCCAAACUGGCCGGUGUCUUGUCUCGGGGACUGGUGACCACUCACUCAUUCCCGAAUGCCACCAAAACAAACGUCAAUUGGCUUACCCGCUUGGGAUUCGAGGAUCAAGCACGUGAGGCCUACCUCAAAGCUCGAUCUGAAGUGGUUUCUAAACGAAUUCGCUCUUGCGUUUUCGAGGGAGAUCUUCCGCUUUACAUCUACCAGAUCUCAUUUGUUUACUUCACCCUGAUCAAGAAUACUAUCAGCAUCUACCAGCAAUGUUUUCCAUCCGUGAUGACCAGCGCCUGUAUCAAAUGGGCCAAGCAACACCUGGACGGCUUCAACGCUCUCCUCGCUAGGCAACUUAGCAGCGUUCAGCGCGGCACCACCGUUUGGCAGAAGUGCAUCGACGGUGUACGAGACCAGGCUGGUCUUCUGAUGGAAGUAGGCGUCGAUUUCACCGACCUGGUUGGCAGUGGGUUGGAUGUUAAUGGCGAAAUCAGCGAGAGGCCGCAGAUGACUCGUUCCGAAUCACUUAUUUCAGGACUGGCGAAUACUGCCAAGGAAUAG